ACACGCGGGAGUUGAUAUAUUAAGGCAGUUGAUGCGCCAAAAUGGCGGAGUGGUGCAAUGGUGCAUGAGAACGAUGUGGACAUCAUACAGUUUGCCAGCACCGUGUUGUACUGCAGCGAGGCAGAGGGCAAGGUGGAGGUCUCCGUGGUACGCCUGGGUGAGGAGGACAAUACGUGCUCCGUUUGCUAUGAGACCAGUGAUAUCUCCGCAGCUGCUGGAGUUAAAUACCAUAGAGCCUGUGGCACAAUGACCUUUGAGCCCGGGCAGUUCAUGAAGAAUAUCUCCGUCGAGCUUAUUUGCAACAAUGCCUUCGAGGCCACCCUGGAAUUCAGCAUGCGUCUUUACGACGCCAAGGGCGCAGUUUUGGGCACGGAGGACACCUGCCGCAUACUCAUUGCGGACGAUGACACGUUUCCCACCAAUCGCUUCCAUACUUUCCUGUCGCAGGGUCAAAUGUCCCGAAUCAACGGGGGCGCGUUGAUGUUGGAAUACUUCAAGAUGGCUUUCAGUGACCGUGCCUUGCGGCGAGCUGCGUUCUGGAACUGCCUGACGGAUCAAUAUGCGAACGUGAGCUUCGUUUGGCACAUCUUCCUGAACCGAGUCCUUGUUGACAGCGUGCUGGCCCCAACCCCCCAGGAUGACUCGUGGUACAGUGGCGCCUUACCAACUUCCAGGACUGGCCGGGCCAUUCUGCUGGUGGUGCUGUUCUUGCUGCCUCACGGUUUCAUCAUCUUUUUGUACCGUCUGAAGGCGCAGAGGAAGAUUUUGGGCAUGGCGGUGAACCAGCUGCAGGAGAACUUGCUUCGGAAGUACCUGAACUACAACGAGACCUCGCGCCAUGCCGUGUCCGUGGCGGACCUCACCAUGGCGAUCACCCGCGACGUGCCGGAGCUCAUUUCAGAGGGCUUUAUGUCCUUGUUUGAUUUGAUCGAGGGCAUGGGCCUGGUGCUCAUUCUUGGUGUGACUACGCUGGCUGGGUCGCACGAUGCAGCCGACUUGAUCUUGAGUCUGACACUGUUCAUCCUCCUGCCGUUGGGCAUGAUGAUUUUUAUCCGCUGUCGGCAUGCGAAGACUGAGCGCAUCGAGCAUCACCUCUUCGUGUGCCAAACAGAGACGCUGUCGCUGAUUCAGCAGAUCACCCAGAACUUCCGCUUGAUCACGGACUAUUGGCAGCAACCCAGCAUGGUGAAAAGCUUCGGUGGCAGGGUUCGCUCCACCAACAAGGCCUCAACAGAGGCCCUGGUCAGGAAAAUCGAAAACACCGAGUUCGCGCCUUUUCUGACCACCGUCGCAGUUUGCACCUACAUCGUCUUCAACUUCCAGAAGGUUGCAGAUGAUGUAUUGCCUCUCGGGGUUUUUCUGGCCACCGUAACCACCUGGAAAGGAGUUGGUAGUGCCUACCAGCGGGCCUACAAAGACAUGCUCUCGAUGCAGCAUGCCCUAGCGCCGCUGCGAAACAUUGUGCACUACAUGAACUUGCCGGUCGAUACUUCCGAAAGGAUGGAGAUGAGCCGCUGGCAGUUGAGCAGGUUUAGCGAGGCCUCGCCGGAGGCGCAGCGCCAGCUCUUCCAAGGCGUGCCCAGCCAGAGCGAGCUCCUGGAGCCCGGGCGCCUGGUGCGCCGGGGGAAGCUGAAAGAGGAGGCAGUGUAUCCGCAGGACUUGUUUCGAAUCUGCGCCACCAACAUCAGCUUCGCAUAUCCAGAGCACACCGGGGGAGGCAGCAACAUCCUAUACCGGACGAGCUUCCAAAUCCCUCAGGGCACGCUGGUGGCGAUCACAGGCCCCCGUGGCUCCGGCAAGAAGACAGUCCUGGAGCUCGUCGCAGGCGUCCUGCUGCCAGCGUCGGGGAGCCGUCUCUUCGUGCCGCCCCACUUGCGAGUACUCCAUGUUGCCAAGGAUCCACAGAGCCUUCCCGAGCUGGACCUCUUCAGCAACGUCAUCUUCGGCACCUCUGCGCGGGAGAGCCGCCUGAGCACUCGGGUCAUGAAAAUCUGCAACCGCCUUGGCCUGGACCCGGAAGUGCGGAAGAUGGUGGAGCAGGCGGCCAUGGACUACGUCACCGAGGCCUCUGAGAAGACCAAGGAGAAGGCGCACGGCCCCACAAGGGAGGGGAGUGCAGCAUCAGUCGUGGCGCGGGCGAUGCAGAACAAGUUGGUGCGAGGGAUGCACAGCUUUCCCUUCACAGAGCAGUGCCUGCUGAACCUGUGCCGUGCCUUCAUCCUUAACCCUGAGGUGUUGGUUCUUCACAAGCCACUGGAGAACUUUGGGCGGCUGCAUGGUCGCCGCAUUGUGGACCUCCUGAGGGAGUUCGUGGACAACCGGGGCCUAGAGCAAGCUCCACAAGAGCUCCACCUUCGCCGCCCACGCACUGUGAUUAUGUCGGCGGAUGGCUGCGACUUUUUGGACUCCAUGGACAUCCUUCUUUCUGUGGACGAUGGCUCCGUGAGCGAACUCAGCCUGGCCGCUCUUGCACAUGUGCGGAAAGAGGUGACCAAACUCUUCUACGGCCUGGAUGUGAAAGGUGACGGUUUGCUGCGAGUCAAAGACUUCACGCGCAUUUCUGAGGUUUGGCCACAGUACCAGGGCCUCUUCGGCGUGCCGGAGACCGCGGAGCCGCAGGAAGCCACGCAGAUCCUGGCUUUGCUGUUCGCUGAGAUCGACGGAGGCGCAAAUGGCGGGCUGGACAUUGACGAAAUGAUGGAGUACAUGGUGGCAUCUUUUGGCCGUGACGUGCAGAAGUUGGAGCAAGCGCUGAAAAACCCCGAGGGCGUCUUGAUCCACAAAGCGAGCUACGCCAAUGCCAAACGGAGCAACACAAUGCCUCUUGAUGCAUGGGCUGCACCGGACAUCCCCACCGAUUCACCCAUCCCGGUCCAGAGGUUCGGCCCUCCAACACGGAGACCUGGCUGAGAACGGCUGGCACAUCCUUCAGGAUAGACGUCAGGGAUUCCCGACGAACCCUGCAAAGGAAUCUUAAUGAAACUUGCAUGCUGAAGGCGGCAAGCGACACGGUGCUGACGCUCACUCAGCUCAAUGUCUUUUUGGCGGCUAGUUCCGCCGGAAGUACUGCCAAUGCAGAACUUCCAGCUCAGUGAGAGGGAGGGUUUUCUGGCCAAUGUGCUGACUCCCGUUUCCCCGCUGGCUUGACCAGCGGAGAAGACCAAGCGUUCAAAGAAAGUGACGCAACAUAUGACGCAUGGCAGCACAAGCCACCGCGAGAGC
Molecule: messenger RNA, 3222 nt
Organism: Effrenium voratum
Lineage: Eukaryota; Dinophyceae; Suessiales; Symbiodiniaceae
Source: the annotation of a GenBank genome assembly